UUUACUUAUUAUUCUUACACUGUUUGUAGUAUUUCUAUAUCACAAUCAAUAUUUACCUUUAAUUCGUAAAAAUGUACUUCAGUUGAGCAUUCUCAGCAAUAUGAUAUUGUCUAUGAUUACGCUAUAUUUCUUGGUUCAGAGUCGGUUCAUUCACACCAGAUCGCAACAGGUUGAGUCGGACUCUGGGUUACUAGUUGUAAAAACUAUUCAAUCACUGGCAAAAAGCAUAUCGUAUUUUCAACUUAGAGAAGACAGAGUSACAGCAGAUGAACUGCUUGGACUUCGCAUUGCAAAAGAUGCACUUUUAAGAGUGGUAGAAAACUGUGUAGGAUCCCCUGGAAUAUAUGUACCUAAUGAUAUCCUAGAAGAUAUCAAACUAUUGUGUGCCAAAUUCAACGUAUUGAUACCAAGAGUACUAAAUAUCUACAAACAUGCAAACAUCACUCAAGGUUUUAAGAAAUAUAUAUCAUCAGAAUGGCCUGGUUUUCUUCCAUACAAGUCAAUCAAUAUUGAAAAACAAGACAGAAUUGACUUACAAAUAAUGGAUAAAGCUGUUCCAUUGGACUUUCRGUUGUGCAUAGGAGACUUAAAUCAACUUGGUAAAAAAUGCAUCAUAAGUGUCAACUGUUUUAAGAUUCUUGAACCUAAAAUGGCACCUGYRUCUGUUAUUGUUGAUCAAGCAGUCAUACUUUCCACAUUGCAAUUGUUAGGUUGCUCCAGUAAAGUAAAUGACAAAUGGAAGAAAAUCACAGUUGAAGAAUUAUCAGAUGAUAUCUGCUACAAGCUUUACCCUAAAGUAUCAUCUUUUCAUGAUUCUGACACCAACCAAGAAGGAGAWGAUGUUUUGUCAUUUCUUGAUGCUUUUUUUGUUUGUACUCUCUUGGGAUUUGAAGACUUUUUGCAAGUAACACACCUGAGAAUUUCUGAUAUUAUUAAAUGGCAACUACCUCGUGGUUGUUUUGGGAUUGAGAUGACUAUAAAAGAUGGCACUGUGAAAGAUGGUAGGUGUUUGCCAGAAAUGACUAGUGUAGCUGUAGGACAGCUUGGCUUAUAUCUGAAGUGGUUAAUAGAUCCMAAAGGUUUUGCAUUGUCUUCAAGAAAUCAGCCAUUCAAGAAACCUGGGUUACUAACAUUCUUUUUACUUAAGAUUCUUUUUGUUAUUUUUAUGUUAUCACCUUUCUUUGUCAGGAAAAUUAGAAGAGGAUUGUGGGUAGUGUUGGGUAGAUUUCUUUCAUUGUUUAAGUCAUUCUUUCGUUUAUAGCCAAAUUGCAUUCAAUUUUCUAUUGUAAAAUAUUUUAGUUUUYUUUCUAUAAAAUGACUAGAGAAUUACCCAGGAGAAACUUCACCAGGGUGGAAAUGCUUAUAUGAUGAAUGUUGAAUAUGAUCUGUAUACUGAUUUAUUUAUCCAGAUUGAUAGAGAAAAAUCAACCACUUGAGUGUAGUAUUUUGGAAGUGCAAUAAUAGCUUAGUUUGAGCACUUCCAUGAGCAUUCCCACCACUGGAAAACUGCAUUACAUUUGCAUUGAUGUUUUUUAACUAUCAAUUUCUUGUAUUCUAUUAUUACAGUCAAACUUGUGUGAACUCAUAGACAUUAUUCUUGAUUUCAAGAAUCGAUUAUUCAACUGAUUAAUCAAAUUGAAAAAUGCUCUUCCUCAGCUUUCAAAAGUUUGUUAAAUGAAUAUCUCAUUUAGAACUAGUUUAGCUUUAUGAGAAGAACACAAUUUUGAAUCUUUUAAAGCGCCACCAGGUAUCUAUAAAUUGCAUUUUGCAAUUUGAUUAUUCAGUUGAAUAAUCUAUUCAGUAGUUUGACUGUAACAGAGCAAAUAUUAGAGAGAAUUUUGCUAUUUGGCCACUUUGGCUAUUAUCAACACUUAUUUAAAAGUUUAUCUACAUAUUAGUAACUAUUCAAUAAAUACAUGCAGUAUAUAUAAAACUGCUAAGACACAUAGACCUGUGAAUAUGAAUCCCUUCAAUAUGGCAUGAUAUUUGUGCAUAAAUAUGAAAAUCAAAUUACUGUGUGUAAACAUUUUAAUAUGUGAUAUAAUAUGAAGUAUGAGUURGAGACCUUUAURGGCAUUUAAAACUACAGGCUKGAAGUGAGCAGUUUAAAGUCCAUAAGGGUCAGUCAUGAAUAUUCUAUAUAGCUUAUCAAAUCCCAACAAAACUAAAGCACCUUUAAGUAAAAAACYUCAAGAUAAAAUAUUGUUUUAAGAGAAAAUAGAAGUUAAMGUUGUAUGCAAAUCGGGAUAAGUAUCUUGCUGAUAUAAAGAUUUUGUCAUGGCAA
This is a messenger RNA of Exaiptasia diaphana, 2284 nucleotides long. RefSeq lists its product as uncharacterized. Lineage: Eukaryota; Metazoa; Cnidaria; Anthozoa; Actiniaria; Aiptasiidae. The record is from RefSeq and is a predicted model, not a curated record. Gene Ontology annotation, cellular component: membrane; cytosol. The transcript is spliced from 4 exons. Bases 101 to 1261 code for a protein of 386 amino acids.